Molecule: messenger RNA, 597 nt
Organism: Mesorhabditis belari
Lineage: Eukaryota; Metazoa; Nematoda; Chromadorea; Rhabditida; Rhabditidae
Source: the annotation of a GenBank genome assembly
AUGACAAGACUUUUCAGGAAUGUAACCCGACAAGAACUCGUCGAGGCUCGAGGAAAAAUCAGUGGACUCGAGAGGGAAAUAAGAACUCAGAAUAGGGAAGCAAGAGACGGAAAAGCCAAGAUUGGAGAGCUCGAAGGGAAAAUCAACGCGUUGCAGAGCGAGAACUCUGACCUCGAAACCCAAAUAAGUCGAACGAUGACUUUGAUCUUGGAUCUGAAUGGAUGGUCGUAUUUGGCAAAAAGCUCUUCUUGGUACAAGGCUUUCGAUCAAAGAAUGACAUUUGAUCAAGCCGUGGCAUAUUGUGCGAGUCGAAAGAGCCAUUUAGUCUCAAUUCACAGUCAUGAAGAGAACGAUUUUGUUUGGGAACUCGCGAAAACUGUUCAAGCCUUUCAUGGGUUCUGGAUCGGACUGAAGAGAAAUCCGAACAAAGGAAAUGCUUUGGAAUGGACGGAUGGAAGUUCGGUGGAUUUCACGAAUUGGAAUGGAGAAGAGCCGGAUUUGAACACCCACACUUGGCUUCUGAGCUACAAUGGGAAAUGGGGAGUCUAUCCUCCUACCCAGCAGAUUCUUUUGAUCUGCAAAAGGAGCUCUCAAUUC